GGGAGUAAUUUAACAGGAAGUAACAGCCGCUGCUUCACCGAGUGCAUUCCCGGUCUGUUUGCAAAACUGGGUCAAUUUUUGACGGAUUUACCAAGAGCAGUAGAAGCUUUACUGGAGAUUUAAAGGAUUUAUUUGGAUUUACGUCAUACUGAUUACACUAAAGUCAACAGUUCUGCAUAUAGCUAGGUUACAGUUGGGUGUGAGAUUAGACUAGAGGUGGCGUCUCAGCCUCCACAAUGACGGAACAAAUGAAUGGCCCCAUGAACGGGGAUGCAAGCAAAUUCAUAGACAAUAUAGAUCCCGAUGACCCAGCUUACCAGCGAGAAAUGCAACGGCCUGCAGAGGUGAAAGAAGAUGUCACUCAGAUGGAAAGACGCAAACGUGUGUCUCUAAUUCUCAACAGUUUACAGUUUCGUGAAGAGUUAGAACACAUUGCGGUGGAGCAGCUGUCAAAGGGUCCCCACCCCAACAGCAUCCUUGCUCUGUCCUCUAUCACAGAGUUACUCCUCCCUCAAGCAAAGUUUAACCAGAGUGCCAGUCUACAAAAAGGUCUAUCGGGAGGUGGAACUAUUGUCCCUGUGAAUGACAUCAAGGGCCAGGAUGCCAAGUACUACAAUAAAGGAGAGAGACUUUUGCGCUGUAAACUAGCAGCCACCUAUAGGCUUGUAGAUCUCUAUGGAUGGACACACGGCAUCUACAACCAUAUAACAGUUCGUGUGAGCCAAGACUUAGAGCAUUUCUUGAUCAACCCUUUCGGUAUGUUGUACCAUGAGGUGACAGCAGCCUCCCUUGUAAAGGUAGACAUGCAGGGAGACAUUAUAGACCCUGGCGUGACAAACCUAGGCAUCAACACAGCUGGAUACACUCUCCACUCUGCCAUACAUCAAGCACGCCCAGAUAUCAGAGUUAUCAUUCACCUACAUACACCAGCUGCUGUCGCUGUAUCUGCCAUGAAGGAAGGUCUGAUGCCAGUGUGCCAAGAGGCAUGUAUCGUAGGGGCCUGUAGUUACCAUGAAUACAAUGGUAUCGUAGAUGGAGAUGAAGAGCGCGAUGCAAUUGCCAGAAACUUGGGAGUCACAAAUAAAGUGAUGUUCUUGCGUAACCAUGGUGUAGUGUGUUGUGGGGCUACCAUAGAGGAGGCCUGGCAUUAUGCCUUCAACCUCAUGCAUGCAUGUGAAACACAGGUUCGCUUACUUCCAAUUGGUGAAGAAAACAUAAUAAGAAUCCCUGAGGAUGUGCAACAAAAGACAAAUGAGUUUGCCAAUGUAGGAGGCGGUGGUGUUGAUACAUCAGCCAGAAAGUGGCGUUUAGGAGAGUUAGAAUUUGAAGCCCUUAUGAGGCAUUUAGAUAAUGCAGGCUUCAGAACUGGUUAUGUGUACAGAGAUCCAGUCACUAAGAUGAUGAAGAACCGAACAGCAAGUGAAGUAGAGAUUCCACCAGCAGUGACAGCUGUUGGUGAAAGUCCAUAUGAAGAUGAUAUGGAUCGUUUUACAUCUCCAAUUAAAGAUGCUCUAACUAGGCAGAAACAGCAAGGCAAGUCAGUCUGGCUUAAUUCUCCUAAUGUUUACUCUAAAGAAGAAAUUAAAGAAAUAGGAACACCUAAUCCCAAAACAAUAACUAAAUGGAAGGACACUGGUUCCCCGACCAGGGUUGGCACAGCUGUAAAAAUAGAGGGCGCUAAUGCAUUUGUCGUUCCUGGCGGAGAUACAAAAGAGCUUAAAGCUAGAACACAAGAAAUUCGUAAAGUUUUCAGUGGGGAAAAGAUCACAUCUGGACCCCAAUCUAAAGUUUUGGAAGGGACAACUUGGGAGGAGGCCAAGGAGGAUGGAACUGGUGAACUGAAACAGGGCAUUCAAAUUGGAGCUGCCUCUAAAGGUAUCAUCCAGAGAGACCACCAGCACAAUGCAGUGGUCUACAAACAAUACUAUGCUGCCAAUCCCUUUGACAACGUCACCCAGGAUGAUGUAGAGGCCUACCAGAAAGAAAUUGAGAGAAAAGCUAGAGGUGAGCCAGAGAGCCCAGAGCUAACUCCUGGCCCUGAUGGACAAUUGAUAUCUUCUGAAGAACGCCAACAACAACUUCGAGAAUCCCAACCUCAAGAAACAAACAUAGAUGACCCAGCUCCUGCUGUGAAAUUACAACGGUCUUCCUCAGACAGACGGCCUGAACAAAGCCCACAAUUGGUUAAAGAGUUGAACGACAAUUUCCAACGUUCCAAGUCAGAAAGAAAGCCUAAAAACAAGUCCAAAGCUAUAAACGGAGAUGAUGCUGGGAACAAGUCUGAUACCAUGCCAGGCAAGAGUAGCACAGAGGCGUCUCCAUCCAAGGCCGCCACGCUGCCAGCAAGUACGAGCUCUCCUCAAAAGGAGAAGAAAAAGAAGAAAAAGUUCCGCAUGCCAUCCUUUAGUAAGAAAAAAGACAAGAAAGAAACCAAUGUGUAAUAUAGACUAUAGACUACAUUUAUUAGUACAUUAACAAAUAUAUAUGAAAGAUAUACUUCAAGGAAUCUGCAUAAAGCCAGGGGCAUUUUUAUCAGCCUCGAUGUUCAAUUGUGUGAACAGUUAACAUUCACCCGUUGUUUUCGCUUCAAUGUACUGCAACAAUUUAUCAAAGAUUUGAGAAAGUUUACAAUUCAAUGAAACACAAUUAGAAGAUGGAUUGACUGAAAGAAAUAUUUGGAAUGUGUUCAAGCCGAAUGACGUCUGCUUACUCAUUUUCCAUUAUGUCAUAUAUAUAGCUUAAUUAAAAGGCAUAUGAUUUGAUGUAGUCUACGUGGUAUUUUUCAUCCAUGAAGAGACAUAUAUAAGCAUAUGUAAUGUAUAUACUAAUGUAAAGCCUUAGGUAUUUUAGCAUGGAAUGGUUGGGAUAUUUUAUAGGUCAAAAUGGAAUGUGUUUCACUAGUCUAUACUACCACAUAGAUAAUCUCAUGCAUCUCUUGCUUGUGUAAUGUCACAUUUUUAUUGAACUAAGACAGUAGAAUAGACUGCUACUAAACUGCCAGGUAUCAAAUGAUAAUGCCAUAUUAGCUGUAUUUUUUGUUUAUGCAAGUUUAUUUUAUCAUAUUGUACAGUAAUAUCUUUGAUAUACCUGUCGUCUUGAUUUUAUAAUAGACUUAAAACAUAUAGUGGUGCAAGAUAUGUUGUAGGUUUUAUGAAGCUAUCACCCCUUUUGAAAAGUGAUUCUGGUGGCCAUAUAUUGGGAUGGAGGGACAUAUACUAUUUACUAGGGGUGAUAGAAUAAUUGUGUGUUAAAAUUAAGCAGGAAUGCUUCUGUUUAUGUGAAUAUGUAUUUGUCAAUGUUCGUCAUGCCAUAUCUGUGUAUAUAAAACUGGAAAUGUGUUUAUAUAGAUAUAAAAUCAUAAUCUGUAUACUUUCUAUUUGUAAACAGCUAAAGUUUGAGACAAAUUAGUUUAGUUUUUAUUACAUCAUAGACUUUUGUAUGAUACCAUAAUAUAAAAGUGAUUUGUGAAGCUAUGGGACUUUUUCAGUGUCCCUUGCUGGGUUUCAAUCAUGUAUGAAUUCAAUUUUUUUAUGAAGCGAGUGCAUCGUUUUAGUGGGGGGAGGGGUAAGCACAUUGUACAAUAAGCUACAAUUAUUGUGGUUAUUGACAAUAACAUAUAUUCAUUCAUAUGUAGUAUUAUCAAAGGCAUCAUGUUUCAAGUUAUCAUGUUUCCAAAUCUAGUUUACUGGUAUGUGAUAGAGAGUUAUAAUAGUGGCUUGUCAAACGAAUACUGAAAUAUAGUAUAGUCGAGCCAUUGCUAAUGCCAGGAUUCCUUGUAUUUCGAUGUCAAUUUUACAAUGGUGUUCUGUACUAAAAAAAUGAUUUACGGUAUAUCCAUCAAAAUAGGCAUAUUCUCAUGUCAGAUCGUCGGUAAUGUACAUUUCCAUUGUAAAGUUGAGUUCUUAUGAAGCCUGUUAGAAAUUGGAAUGAUUAUACACAUUUUUGUUAAUACAAUCCAAUGGUUAUUUUCAUGUGUGGUAAACAAUUUUGGAAACUUGUUAAAUGAAAUCCUACAGGAUUAAAUGGCCUGCCUAGGAGAAAUGUGUUCCAUAUAGGCCUAGUUGUAUAAUACAACUUAAGGGGAAAUAAAAUAUAAUGAUUUGCCUUCAAUGCAUGGAUCUUGGUCUGAUCUGUGUACAGUGCAAUUUCAGCUGUACAGAAAUUUCAAUGUAGAUGAAUUUUCCAUAUAUGGCACAUAUAAUCAUUUGUUUCAUCUGUACAUUGAUCUAUUGUAUAAGAUUUACUUUUUACUUCCAUUUGGAGGGUUGUUGGUAUGCCAGAAUUUUAGGCCAAAAUAUAGUUAUAUUGUCUUAGUAUACUGUAUCAUUCUGGGCCUUAUAAACUUUGGUAUGAUGUGAUUUAAGAGUGCUACUUUCAAAAAUGCUUUCAGAUUUUGCAAUGAUUUCUAAUAGGUGUAGCUAGAUAGAAUAAUAACAUAUUGUACAUAUAGAGCUCUCCCAAAAGGAGGUAAAGAACUACAAGCAGAAAAUGAUGCCACCUGUAGGUGGUAUUUUGUGUUAAACUGUCUUGUCAUGGAAAUCCACAAUUUUCUUCCAACAGGGCCAAUACUCAAAAAUAAUCUAAAAACAAAAAACAAGGAAAAUAUGUUGAUAAGUGUUUGACGGUAAAGAAGAGUGUUACCAUAAAAUGGGUUUACCUUCAAACAUUUCCGACAAAUUACAUUUUUUGUUCAGAGCAUGGACUAAACCUUAGAAAUGACAUUUGUCGAGAUGUAACCAUAAUUUACAUCUCAUGAGCCAGUAGUCCACAUAUUUUCUUUGUAACACAGCUUUUGUUCCUGAAAUUGUAAGAAAAUUAUUCUAUAGAACUGUAUAUAGUCUUGACAUUUUUACACUAUUCAUAUUGGGCUUGAUGUCCAUUAAUGCCUUGAUAGAAUGGCUGAUGACCUGUAGAGGUGUAAUACCAAUUUAAUCUUCACCCACUCACGGGUACGCUACAUUCAACGUAGAGCAGGAAGAAUGUGGAGUAGAACGUAGAAAUGAAGAUACAUCAAUGUUAAGAACUAAUGAUUACAUACAUCAAUGUACAAAAUGGUUGAAUGCUUCUCUGUUCCUUGCUUUUUUAGUGAUUCAAAAAACUGUGUUAAUAAAAUGUACCAGUAUUCAAAUCAA
Messenger RNA from Owenia fusiformis, 5132 nucleotides. The record is from the annotation of a GenBank genome assembly. NCBI's taxonomy places the organism in Eukaryota, Metazoa, Annelida, Polychaeta, Sabellida, Oweniidae.